ACGUCCGUGUCUCGUUAGCCUCCAUUGCUGAACAAAAAUUGAAGAUUUCUCUCCACUAAGAUAGGAUCAGGCUGUUUAAAAUUAUUAAUUGUGUUUGAAAAUAAAACAAAUUAAAAGUUUAGAGCAUGACUGUUUAGCUGAUGCGCAGAUUUUUACAGUAAUAUUAGGAAACCAGUGAGCCUCAGAGAAUGCUGACGACGGGAGCGGCUGUAACCAACGUUACAGCGCUGGCCCAGGUAGACCGAGAGAAGAUUUACCAAUGGAUCAAUGAGCUGUCCAGCCCAGAGACGAGAGAGAAUGCUCUGCUGGAGCUGAGCAAGAAGCGUGAAUCAGUGCAAGACCUGGCCCCAAUGCUCUGGCACUCCUUCGGCACCAUUGCCGCCCUGUUGCAGGAAAUAGUGAACAUCUAUCCUUCCAUUAACCCUCCGACCCUCACAGCUCAUCAGUCCAACAGAGUGUGUAACGCCCUGGCGCUCCUGCAGUGCGUCGCCUCACACCCAGAGACGCGGUCGGCGUUUCUUGCUGCUCAUAUCCCCCUGUUUCUGUAUCCCUUCCUGCACACGGUCAGCAAAACGCGGCCGUUUGAGUACCUGCGCCUCACCAGCCUUGGAGUCAUAGGUGCCUUGGUGAAAACAGAUGAACAAGAAGUGAUAAACUUCCUCCUUACGACUGAAAUCAUCCCGCUCUGUCUCCGGAUCAUGGAAUCGGGGAGCGAACUCUCUAAAACGGUUGCUACGUUCAUCCUUCAGAAGAUACUGCUGGAUGACACCGGCCUGGCCUACAUCUGUCAGACAUACGAACGUUUCUCCCAUGUGGCCAUGAUUCUGGGGAAAAUGGUGCUGCAGCUCUCCAAAGAACCGUCAGCCCGGCUGCUGAAACACGUCGUCCGCUGCUACCUUCGCCUGUCAGAUAACCUCAGAGCAAGAGAGGCGCUGCGUCAGUGUCUCCCCGACCAGCUCAAGGACAGCACCUUUGCUCAGGUCCUGAAGGACGACACCACCACCAAGCGCUGGCUCGCUCAGCUGGUGAAGAACCUGCAGGAAGGCCAGGUGACGGACGCCCGGGGAAUCCCGCUCGCCCCGCAGUGACGUGGAGACGUCAGCCAUCCGGUGCUGAGACUGCCUACACUGGACAGGAGAGGACGGAGGAAGAUUUUUCUUUUCAUGUUUAUUUUUUUGUUACGAACUCUUAAAUUUCAAAAAACUGUAGAUUUUCAAACCUGGUUGUGAUAUAAAAAACAAAAAAAAGAAUAAAUCUUUUACGGAGACAAAAAUCAUUUCUUCUGAACUGUUUGACAUUGAUGUUACAGUGAGAUGUUUUACAGAUAAAAUGUUUCACUGAACUAAUAGCAGCUUUACAAUAAACGAAGCAAUGGAAUAAAGAUGCAGUUUUUUAAAAUAUGCAACAGAAACGAUAAACAGAAGUAAACAAUUCCUUUAUUUCUACCAGCUGCUGAUGUUCCAGUUCUGCGCUGAAACAUCCAAUGACCCCGACAGUCCACCUUCACACCCCUCUCAUAACUUUAAAAAAGUCAAACUCUUUUGUUCCCUCCUCUGCGGUUUUUACCAUGCAGUGUGUUCCUCUGCACAGUAUUUUUAUUUUUUUUUUGUCUUUGACUCAUUUGUACAGGAGUGAUUGCCGUUCCAGGCCUUGGCCUCAGUGUGU
Messenger RNA from Cyprinodon variegatus (sheepshead minnow), 1665 nucleotides. It is a transcript of the gene cnot9, whose product is annotated as RCD1 required for cell differentiation1 homolog (S. pombe). The transcript is spliced from 8 exons. Gene Ontology annotation, biological process: mRNA catabolic process; negative regulation of translation. The coding region runs from base 189 to 1088 and encodes 299 amino acids. The record is from RefSeq and is a predicted model, not a curated record. Gene Ontology annotation, cellular component: CCR4-NOT core complex; P-body; CCR4-NOT complex. Lineage: Eukaryota; Metazoa; Chordata; Actinopteri; Cyprinodontiformes; Cyprinodontidae.